Messenger RNA from Arvicola amphibius (Eurasian water vole), 2475 nucleotides. RefSeq names its product EPS8 like 1 (gene Eps8l1). Bases 54 to 2207 code for a protein of 717 amino acids. The transcript has 20 exons. Gene Ontology annotation, molecular function: actin binding. Gene Ontology annotation, biological process: positive regulation of ruffle assembly; Rho protein signal transduction; regulation of Rho protein signal transduction. Gene Ontology annotation, cellular component: plasma membrane; ruffle membrane; vesicle. Lineage: Eukaryota; Metazoa; Chordata; Mammalia; Rodentia; Cricetidae. The record is from RefSeq and is a predicted model, not a curated record.
CAGAACCAGCGGGCAGGGCACCUCCAGGUGGACAGAACACUCAUCCUGCCACCAUGAGCACCACCACGGGGCCUGAAGCUGCACCCAAACCAAGUGCCAAGUCUAUCUAUGAGCAGAGGAAACGUUACUCCACUGUGGUUAUGGCCGACGUGUCCCAGUAUCAUGUCAAUCACCUGGUCACCUUCUGCUUGGGGGAGGAGGAUGGUGUGCACACGGUGGAAGAUGCUUCCAGGAAGCUGGCUGUCAUGGACAGCCAGGGACGCGUCUGGGCACAGGAGAUGCUACUGAGAGUGUCACCUGGCCAUGUCGCUCUGCUUGACCCGGUCUCCAAGGAGGAACUAGAGUCAUAUCCACUUGACGCCAUCGUACGCUGCGAUACGGUGAUACCCCGCGGCAGGAGCCGCUCGCUGCUACUCCUGGUGUGCCAAGAGCCAGAGCGUGCACAACCAGAUGUCCAUUUCUUCCAAGGCCUGCUCCUCGGGGCGGAGCUCAUCCGGGAGGACAUCCAAGGGGCUCUGCAGAACUACCGCUCUGGACGCGGAGAACGCAGGGCGGCAGCGCUCAGGGCAACGCAGGAGGAGCUCCAACGUGGCGCCUCUCCCGCCGCGGAGACCCCGCCCUUACAGCGUCGUCCAUCAGUCCGCGCGGUGAUCAGCGCAGUGGAACCGUCCACUGGCCGUGGGCGACCCCAAGUGGAGCCAAUUCCAGAGACGGGGGAAGCGGGGAGACCCGGCCCAGCUGGCACUACCUCGAGCAACACUAUCCCGACCUCCCCGGACCUGGGCCCGCGGGGUCCUGAGCUGGCCGGUCUGCAAGCAGAGCGGGACGUGGAUAUCCUGAACCACGUGUUCGACGACGUGGAGAGCUUCGUAUCCAGACUACAAAAGUCAGCAGAGGCUGCCCGGGUUUUGGAGCACCGCGAGCGCGGCCGCAGGACACGACGCCGAGCUGCAGGAGAGGGCCUGCUGACGCUGCGGGCCAAGCCACCCACCGAGGCUGAAUACACCGACGUGAUUCAGAAAAUUAAAUAUGCCUUCAGUCUGCUGGCCCGACUGCGGGGCAACAUCGCCAACCCCUCCUCUCCAGAGCUGUUGCACUUUCUGUUCGGACCUCUGCAGAUGAUUGUGAACACGUCAGGUGGCCCUGAGUUCGCGAGCCGUGUGAGACGACCGCACCUGACCUUGGAGGCUGUGGCGCUGCUCCGCGACAAUGUGACCCCUCGCGAAAAUGCACUGUGGACUUCUUUGGGGGACUCCUGGACCCGCCCAGGGGUGGAGCUGCCCCCGGAAGAAGGAUCUCCAUACAGUCCCGAAUUCUACAGCGGCUGGGAACCUCCAGCCACUGACCCUCAGGGCCGCGCCUGGGAGGACCCAGUGGAAAAACAGCUACAACACGAGAAGCGGCGCAGGCAGCAAAGCGCCCCUCAGAUCGCUGUCAAUGGUCAUCAAGACCCAGAACUGGAAGCUGAGUCCCAGCUAGAAGAAAGAGCCAGAAAGUGGGUUCUGUGUAAUUAUGACUUCCAGGCCCGAAAUAGCAGCGAACUGUCUGUCAAGCACCGAGAUGUGUUGGAGGUCCUGGAUGACAAGCGCAAGUGGUGGAAGGUUCGAGAUCAUCAGGGACAGGAGGGCUAUGUACCCUAUAACAUCCUGACACUCCACCCUGGACCUCAGGUGCACCGCAGCCAAAGUCCUGCAGGAAACCUAGAAACUAGUACUCCUCCUCCCCCACCCGCACCAGCUCCAGUCCCUGCUCAGGUGCGGCCCCACCGGGACAGUUGCGACAGUCUCAACAAUUUGGACCCCAGCGAGAAGGAGAAAUUCUCCCAGAUGCUCAGUGUCAAUGAGGAGCUGCAGGCGCGCCUGGCGCAGGGCCGUUCGGGUCCCAGCCGGGUAGCCCUGGGACCUCGCGCCCCGGAGCCCCAGCUCAGCCCGAGCUCUGAGGCCUCGGUGGUCCGUGCCUGGCUGCAGACCAAGGGUUUUAGCUCUGGGACUGUGGACGCUCUCGGCGUGCUGACCGGUGCACAGCUCUUCUCACUGCAAAAGGAAGAGUUGCGGGCGGUGUGUCCCGAGGAAGGGGCUCGAGUGUACAGCCAAGUCACCGUGCAGCGCGCGCUGCUGGAGGACAGAGAAAAAGUGUCAGAGCUGGAGGCCGUGAUGGAGAAGCAAAAGAAAAAAGUGGAAGGCGAGGCCAAAACAGAAGUUAUUUGAUCCUUCCUGGCUCGUUCACAAAACGUAAUGAAAUGGCGGGGUUCCCAGCGCCCCCUAGGACAACAGUCGCCAAACUCCUCCCCAUCACCAGUGGCAAUAGAAGUCCUGAAGAAUCGCCCACCCUGGUCUCCCCCGCUACCCUGGCGGGCAGACUGCACUAACUGUGCUGACUGGAACCCCCGACCGGUGGGAAUGGGCAAUGGGGCGGAGCAGAGAGACACUACCAGAGAGGCACGCCCAAAAGGCGCAGAGGGCCCUGUGAGUUGUG